CAUCUAUCUCCAACCGAGUUCGUCGAUAAACGAUUAUUCAAAAUGCCAUCACAGCUCAAGGGAAAAGUGGACUUCAACCCUGUCAAAGACAUCCCCUCGCUCGAGGGCAAGGUGAUCUUCAUCACAGGAGGCUCCGCAGGCAUAGGCGCAGAAACAGCCAGACAACUCGCCGCCCACAACCCCUCUCAGAUCUACAUAUCAGGCCGCAACGCCUCAGCCGCCAACACACUCAUCAAAGAGAUACAAACCGAGCACCCCUCGGUCCCCAUAACCUUUGUCCAAAUCGACAUGCUCUCCCUCGCGUCCGUAAAAUCCGGUCUCGCAGAAUCCUUCACAUCGACCCGCCUCGACAUCCUCGUAAACUGCGCAGGCGUAAUGUGCACGACCGCAGCCCUCAGCAAAGACGGCUACGAAAACCAAUUCGCAGUGAACCAUCUCGCGCACGCACAGCUCACUUCGGUCUUACUACCGACGCUACUUCGUACGGCGGCACUCCCCGACGCUGACGUCCGCGUCAUAACUCUCUCCUCGCUAGGGUACGGUCUUCACCCGUCAGAAGGCAUCUGCUUCGACGAGCUCAACGCCGGAAGCACAAUGACGCGUUUCAUCUUCGGCCGCUGGAUGCGCUAUGGCCAGUCUAAACUCGGGAAUGUGCUGUUCGCUUUCGAGCUCGCGCGGCGUCACCCUUCCAUCACGUCUGUGGGCGUGCAUCCGGGUGUGGUGCAGACGGGCAUGAAUUCGGGCCAGCCGUGGUUGAACCGCAAAUUUGUCGAGUUCACGAAUUGGUUGCAGGGGAUCCAGUUUCUGGAACCUGAGCAGGGGGCUUGGAGUGGAGUUUGGUGCGCUGCGGCUGCGAAGAAGGAGGAGUUGAGGAACGGUGGGUUUUAUGUGCCUGUGGGGUAUGAUGGAACGGAGGAGAUGAUCCGGAGGGGAAGGGAUGCUGAGUUGGCGGCGAAGUUGUGGGAUUGGACUGAAGGGGUUCUGGAGAAGUUUCGUUGA
Messenger RNA from Periconia digitata, 999 nucleotides. NCBI's taxonomy places the organism in Eukaryota, Fungi, Ascomycota, Dothideomycetes, Pleosporales, Periconiaceae. The record is from the annotation of a GenBank genome assembly.